Molecule: messenger RNA, 1800 nt
Organism: Neoarthrinium moseri
Lineage: Eukaryota; Fungi; Ascomycota; Sordariomycetes; Amphisphaeriales; Apiosporaceae
Exons: 2
Coding region: 1-1800 (599 amino acids)
Source: RefSeq, a predicted model, not a curated record
AUGGAUCUAAGCCGCAGUCUCGAGGCACUUGCGAUCAAAAGUCUAGACAGUACCGCACUGUCCGAGCUAGAAGCUCGAAUAGACCGCCAUGUCGGCACGGUGAUCUCCAGAGACCAAGCGCUUCAUACGUACCUGGGUUGGCUUCGUGAGCAACUAGUACAGGAUACCUUCUACCAACAGGAAUCUCUCGUCAAGGACUGGAUCGACUCGCUGCGCAACCGCGGCUACGAGCAAGAGCUGAUUUUCCGAUUCUUCAAAGAUUGGCAACGGCGAGAGGCCCAGAACGACCCUUUAACUCGCCGUAGAUUUCUACUGAUCGAAGAAAACAUGCGGGCAGUACUGGAAGAGCCACAGCAAGGCAUCAACCCAGAGCCACAUCUCGCGCAACCUAGUCACCGCCCAUCGCAGAAGGAAAACCGUCGUCCUCAUCCGGCAGAGCCAGCUGAGCGGAAGAAACCUGCCAAGUCGAGGAAGGAGCGUUCAAACAGACAGAGGACUGGUGCCAACGAAAUCCCUGUAUCAGGGCCUAGGCGUACAGGAAUAUCAUCGUCUCAUGAGGUCAUCGUGAUCCAUGACAGCCCAAGUGAGCCCGAUAGGUUUCCCACCACGACUGACCGUACGCCACCCGUGCACGGUGAUGCUGUCGCCACACAACCACCCUAUGAUCCAGAUGAGCUCAUGAUCACCCGGGAGACUAUUUGGCUUGAUACAACUCCAGAAAAAGUGCGCACUCCCUCUGAUCAGGCAGAAGCGCCCCAGUCGAGAGAGAAUUAUAUGACAGCAUUUAAGACGGGUGCUCUCGAUCAGAGACCGCCUGGCCACUGGGUCAACUUUUGUCCAACGAAUCUAGACCCGCGCUUCGACGUUCCUCCCGAUCCAAAAUAUCUAUGCAAGUACUGUGGGCGCCGUGGGGUACAUUUCGCUACGCUUUGUCCAUACAAUAAGAAUGACUGGUCCUUGACUCAGCAGCGAAAGAAAUCUAACAUCCAGGCACCCACCAAGUCUCCCAAAGUCGCUGGUGAUUCAUAUCGGCCGGGAGAAUCCUCCGGAUCCCGUCGUAGACACGCAGAGCCCAGAUUCCAGUCCCGACUUCGGGAGAACCGGUCUCGUUCACCCAUCGACAGAGACAGACAAGCCCUCAGAGAACCGAGAUCACCUUCACCUUUUGGCGACGAUAGACACCAUCGUCGAUCUUACAAGGAUGGAAUCAAGCUCUAUGAUGAGUACCGCCCUGCUCACUACGACCACGAGGCGCAAGCUUAUCAAGCCAAGUCCAGCCGACGCAGGAAGCAACACCAGAAGACUCUUGAUCAUAGCGAGGGGAGGCUGUAUUACGAAGAUGAUGUGUUCUUCACCGGUAUUGAGUCUCCGUCAGUCACAGGGGCGAGUCCUCAAACACGGUGGCUUUCCGGGGUCGAAGAGGUCACUUCCGCUCGAUCAUGCGAUGACAGCCCCGCUUUCAGUGAGAAUAAUGCGGUAGAUAUGCUCAGCCCAGAGGACCGCGACAAAGCGGCAGCUGAUGCCCAUGAUUUCCUCGAGGCAUUGCGUGAACAGAUCCAGGACAACGGUAUUGAAUCAGUUUGCGCCUCUGAGCUCAAUAAAGUCGUCGGCCAAGUCUGUAGCGAGAAAGACAUCAAUUUGAUCGACGGAGACAAUAGCGCUCUUUACGAGAUGAUCGCAAAUCCCCCCUUCAGCGAUGAAGUUGUACGGCUCUUCUGUGGUCGUGCCAUCCCAAUCAUAUAUCCGCGCCGACAACGACCUAUCGCCCUCGAGUUCUGGAGAGCGACUUGCGAUGAAUAA